AUGAAUAUCGAGCCUCGAAAGAUUCCCGACACCGGAGGCGGCCCUUUCCCUUUUAAGCCAUUUUCGUUUAACGACCACUACGCUCUUUCGUCAGCUUCUAACUUUCAGCUCGCCGUCAGCACGUGGAAAUCAAUCAGACUUCCCACUCACCUCGUAGCAUCAAGCUCUGAUAUUAACAGGCAUGCACCAGGUGCUUGGAAUGCCACAAGCGCGUUUCGACUAGAAUGCUCAUACCCCGUACGAGACCGAAAGACGAAAGUCGGGCAAAGAUACCUAGAAAGUCUGCUUGAAGAAAACAAGCGACUCAGCGCUCUCGUGUCCUCGAUUGAAUCGCCGGGAGCGACACCAUCACAAAAAAUCGCAGAGGCAGCAGCGCCACGAGCUGACAAUGCUGAUCGGAAUCCUGUGCUGGACGAGAGGCCGUGGUUUAUGGGCAUCAAUGCCGUAGAUUUGCCUAUUCACAUUGGCGAAGCAGCAGAUGCUGCCUUUGCAACGAGACUUCGACAAGCGGCUUCGAGAAAGCAGGUCAGCCACUUUCCGCGAGUGCAUUACUUAGCCGACGAAGCACUGCGAGCACUCUCCGAGAACCCUCCCGCCUGGCCAAGUCCUGCGAGGAUCCAAUUCCUCAUCGAUGUCGCGCUGAAGACGAUUUCCAAAACAUGGCAUAUCGUUCGGAAGAGCACGAUUUUGCAAGAUGUGCAGAAGUUGUUGACAGAUCCGCAGCAAUGCAACUGGCUCACGAAAUGUCGGAUCUGGGUGUUGAUGGCGAUUGGUGAAGGGUACUCGUCACGGUGUACCCUUCCCGACCAGCCAUUUCCAGGUGCACAGUACUGGGCGCGAGCAAUGCAGCUGACACACAUGCCAGCCGAGCGCCCAAGACUGGAUCUGGUCGAAGUCUAUCUUCUGCUGUCCUUUUAUGCUGCCUCCAUGAACCGACGCCAUACGAGUAUUCUACUCGCUAGUCAUGCUCUCCGAAUCAGUGUGAUAUUGGGCUUGCAUAUCGAGAUUGGCGAAUCUCAGCUCCGCGAUCCAGCGAUACGAGAACACAGAUGCCGUUUGUGGUGGACGGCUUAUCGGUUUGAUCGAUUAUGGGCAAGUAAGAUCGGCUGGCCGCCAUCGAGCCCGGAUGACAGUAUUGAGAUUGGAUUGCCGUCUGAUGAAAGUCUACCUCCCUCGGCGAGAGGUGAUUUUGAAGAUGCGCAGUACAUGAUUAUGUCGAUCAAGAUGGCCCGAAUGCUUAAUCACGCAGUAACGACGCUGUAUGUCCGAAAGAGACAGCCGACAUCGUUCUCGGAGCGAGUGCAGGUGGCCGUCAGAGCAUUGCGAGACUGGGCUGAUGAUCUUCCCGAGCACCUGAGGUUGAAUACAGAUGAGCUUCCUGUGACUGUCGAGCCACAUGUGCUGUACUUGCACCUUGCCUUCAAUCAGGUGAGUAUUCUUCCCAACCGCACAAUUGGGACUCUCACGGUGUCGAACUUGAUUGCUGAGGCAACUUUUAACGGUUCUCAGGCGGUAAUCGUGGUGACAAGACCAAUAUUGCUGCAUCUGUUCCGUAAACGCCACCCACAAUCGGCGACAGAUUCACAUUCCCUGCAGCCUUUCUCCGAUUCGGCAUUGUCGUUGACAACGGCUUGCAUUCGAUGUGCUCGACAGUCGAUCGUACUCCUCAAACGAUCCUGGACUGAUGGAAGCUUUCCCACUUUCGAUUACUUCCAUAUGCAGUUUCUCUUCUCUUCAGCUACCAUCCUGGCCUUAUCUGCCCUCCUCCAAAGUCCUGGUUGGACAAAUGAUCGGGAAGACUUCUUGCUGGGCUGUUCCUUCUUGCAGCAACUUGAGCGGAAUGGCAACUUCGGGGCCAAGGAGUUCUCUAUGCACAUGGACGCUUUGAAAACGACGCUUCAAGAACACCUCGAUGAUGGCAUGGACGUUCCUCCGGCACCCGCGAUGUUUGAUACUAUACCUCCGCCACAACCGCUAUUGCCAAAUCCUCCAUUACAAGAUUUUCUCAACCAUCCAGAAAUCGAUCUCGACUUCAUGGACACGGGCGGACAGUGGGUAGAAUGGCAAGACAUUUUCUGGCCCGAAGAAAUUGAUUCGUAUCCCGGAUAG
Pseudocercospora fijiensis CIRAD86 is the source of this 2109-nucleotide messenger RNA. RefSeq lists its product as uncharacterized. Gene Ontology annotation, biological process: positive regulation of transcription by RNA polymerase II; DNA-templated transcription. The transcript is spliced from 4 exons. Bases 1 to 2109 code for a protein of 702 amino acids. Lineage: Eukaryota; Fungi; Ascomycota; Dothideomycetes; Mycosphaerellales; Mycosphaerellaceae. The record is from RefSeq and is a predicted model, not a curated record. Gene Ontology annotation, molecular function: sequence-specific DNA binding; zinc ion binding. Gene Ontology annotation, cellular component: nucleus.